Molecule: messenger RNA, 904 nt
Organism: Homalodisca vitripennis (glassy-winged sharpshooter)
Lineage: Eukaryota; Metazoa; Arthropoda; Insecta; Hemiptera; Cicadellidae
Gene: PSMG1
Product: proteasome assembly chaperone 1
Exons: 5
Coding region: 124-885 (253 amino acids)
Biological process (GO): proteasome core complex assembly
Cellular component (GO): endoplasmic reticulum
Molecular function (GO): proteasome binding
Source: RefSeq, a predicted model, not a curated record
UAUUUACUCAGUAUUUACUAUUUAGUCAAGUCACUUUCAGAGAACAGAAUUUAUAUAGGUUAUGUGUGUUGUGGUUAUUAAUCUGAUAUAAUUAUUAUAAAAAAUACCCUUUAGUAAACGGCAAUGGCAACAUAUUUUGGAGAAAUAAUUGAACCAAACUCAAGAUGUUUUGUAACAGAUGGAGAGGAAUGUUCGAUUGAGAAUAGGUACUCUCUUGAGUCUGACAUUGUAACUACUGAUGAGGAAGUACAAACACAUGAGUAUGUCUUAGUUGCCUGUGGAAAAAUUAUGCACGAUUUUGUCACGACUUUCUUGGUUUCCAAUCACACCAAGGUUGUUGAAAAAUACAGCAUAGUGCUUAAACCAAGUGACAGUGACAAGUAUACAAAGAAGAAAAUGACUUAUACAUUAUACAACUUGACAGCGAACACAUUGCUGUUUGUGUGUGAACAACUGCCACAUCUUUACUUUGCCAACAGUUUAUUAGUUAAGUUGAAACCUUGGAUUGAAAAGGCGAAACAUACAAUAUUGCUGACUACUGAUCACAUGUCCAAUUUCAAACCUAGAGGAGGAUUGCAGCCAUUUAUGAGGAGUUUACGUACAAAUUGUUGCACUAUGAAAGUUGAAUCACCAAAUUUGGAACUGCCGAACACAAUAUCAGGACUGCCUGCUGCCGUGAUGUCAUGGUGCCAAGGUCACAAAAAGAGUGCUGUGGUAUAUACAGUAUACGUUGAGUCCCCACACUUAGACUCCAUCAUUGCUGAGCCACUCCUUCACUUAAUGAAAACACCACAUUUAUGUCACCUUCCCAUCUCUCAGGAUACUAACAAGCUACAAGUUAUCAUUCACAAUGCCCAGCUACAAAACUCGAAUUUGUACUUGUAAAAUAUAUAUUAAACAGUUA